Messenger RNA from Mytilus californianus (California mussel), 419 nucleotides. Its product is annotated as bolA-like protein 2. Gene Ontology annotation, cellular component: cytosol; nucleus. Gene Ontology annotation, biological process: intracellular iron ion homeostasis. The transcript is spliced from 3 exons. Gene Ontology annotation, molecular function: 2 iron, 2 sulfur cluster binding. The record is from RefSeq and is a predicted model, not a curated record. The coding region runs from base 56 to 319 and encodes 87 amino acids. Lineage: Eukaryota; Metazoa; Mollusca; Bivalvia; Mytilida; Mytilidae.
UAAAAUAAAUUAGUCAAUACACGGAAGAUAACUCUACGAGAAAACAUGGUAAAAAAUGGCAAUUACUUGUAGUCAGCUUGAAGACAAAUUUAGAUCCCAGCUUGGCGCCACACAUGUUGAUGUUGUGGACAUGUCCGAUGGCUGUGGGUCAAAGUUCAAAGCUAUAAUUGUAUCACCUCAAUUUGAAGGCAAACCAUUAUUACAAAGACACAGGUUAGUUAACUCUACUAUUGAAGAAGAAAUGAAAAUCAUACAUGCAUUUGAAAUGAAAACUUGGACGCCGGAGCAGUAUGAAAAACAGAAGAAUAAUGUUGGUUGACAAAACUUUUGUAGGACUGACUCCUUUGCUAUGACAGCUCCAAGUUUGACAUUUAUAGGAUGGCAGUAUCAACAACUUAGAAUAAAUAAUCAAUUACAAA